AUGUCGUCUCCCAGCGCAUUGACUUUGUAUAAGAAACAAGAAGGAACAUUAGCGGUCUCGAAAGACAAAAAAUCUGUAUCAUGGACCCCUUCACAGCCGGCUGGAGCGUCUCCAGCUCUCGUGGUCGAUGUUGUGAGAAUUACCAAUCUGCAGCAAACCCCUGCAGACAAACCAAAGGUAAUGCUCAAAGUCUUCGUAACUGAACCUGGCCAGAAGGAACCAGGUACUCAUGUGUUUCAAUUUGCCUCAAAGACAGAUGCGCGAGGCGAAGCAAAUGCCAUUCGUGAUACCCUUAGCUCUGCUAUGGCCAAGGCCAGUCAAGCCGCGACUGCGACAUCGAACGGUGCUGGGCCGUCUGCAGCAAUGGCAAUAGCUGCAGCUAUAUCUGGUGGAAAGGGUGCUUCUUGGGAAGACGACGAGACUCUAGUUUCAGAUUUUACUAAACAGUUUUGGGCAUCUCGAGUCCACCUUCUACGUGCUCAUGCUUUAGCCCAGUCACAGAGCAAAGGAUUGUACAACGUCUUCUCAGAAAUAAAACGAACAGAUGAAGGUGGCAGACAGCAACUAAACCUCACUUCCGAGCAUAUCAAGGCCAUCUUCGAGCAGUACCCUAUCAUGCGCAUUGUCUACGACGAGAUUGUUCCAAAAAAGAUCAAGGACGACCGAGAAUUCUGGUCACGAUUCUUUCAGAGUCAGCUUUACUCUGUUCUUCGAGGGCUGAAGGUCGAUCGCAGACUUGAAGCGAAGGAUGCCAUCUUCGAUCUCUACCUUGACCACCCCGAGCUUACUGGUCAAAGGCCAACAUCGAGUGAGCUUCAUAUACCCAAAUUCAUUGACCUCGAGGGAAAUGAAGAGAACCACAGUCAAAGACAAGGCAACCGGCCAGAUAUGGAAAAUCAACAAAAAGUACUAGAAAAAGGUCCCAUCAUCCGUCGACUUAAUUUGAUCAGUGAAAAGCUCAUGGCUGCAGUCAAGCCUUCAGAUGCAGACAUGUCAGCACCCAUCGGCAUAGAUGAGUCCGAAUACGAACAACUCCGAUUACGCGAUCUAGCACUCACUGAACAACAACAACAUAUCAAACUGAACAUUCAGAAGCAAUCCCAGCUCUAUGCUGACACCAACUCCGCAACCGAAGAUAUAGACGCAGCACGUAUCCGAGCACUAAAUCCAACAAAAGCCAUUCAAAAAGUAUGCCGUGACCUCGACCAGCACUACUCCGCCUCUGGCGCCGCACCGACCACAGACAUGGACCUCGACGAAGCAGACGAAGACAUCGACGACGCAGAUCUCGCAGACAAGCCUCACGUGGUAGGAUCCCUCCUCGCUUCCGAACACAUCCACAGCCUCAUCGAAGCACACCGCGCUCAAUCUACCGAAGCAGAUACCAUCGGCACCAAUCCAAAAUCCUACGGCGGUCUCUCGGAAUCCGUCUAUGAACGCCUCGUCCUCACCCACGCCACUAGUCUCGAGUUCCUGCACCAGUUCUGGUCAGCUUUUCAUUCUGGUGAUCCGGCGCGGGUCGGUGAGGUUGCGUCGCUUGUGGAGUCGUUGGAUCGAGCGAGAGAGAGGAUAGAGGCCAUUGCUAGGGAUGCACAAGGGGAGAGAGAUGCGAAGAUUAAGUCGCUAGAGGCGCAGACUGCGGAGAUUUUUAGGGUUACUGGGAAACGCAAGAAGGUUGAUAAGAAUGCUGUGGGUGGUGGGGAGGCUGUCGUCAAGCAGUUGCUCGGUCCUAGUCUGCGGAGUCUGCAAGUGGCUGUGGACACGUAUAAGAGGACUUAUGAAGAGCAGAUAAGCGAGUUGCAGCGGAUCGAAGAUUGA
Lithohypha guttulata is the source of this 1818-nucleotide messenger RNA. It is a transcript of the gene TFB1, whose product is annotated as RNA polymerase II transcription factor B subunit 1. Gene Ontology annotation, cellular component: transcription factor TFIIH core complex; transcription factor TFIIH holo complex. Lineage: Eukaryota; Fungi; Ascomycota; Eurotiomycetes; Chaetothyriales; Trichomeriaceae. Bases 1 to 1818 code for a protein of 605 amino acids. Gene Ontology annotation, biological process: nucleotide-excision repair; transcription by RNA polymerase II; transcription by RNA polymerase I. The record is from RefSeq and is a predicted model, not a curated record. The transcript is spliced from 2 exons.